This is a messenger RNA of Plectropomus leopardus (leopard coralgrouper), 5619 nucleotides long. It is a transcript of the gene podxl, whose product is annotated as podocalyxin-like. Gene Ontology annotation, biological process: positive regulation of cell-cell adhesion mediated by integrin; cell migration; regulation of microvillus assembly. The record is from RefSeq and is a predicted model, not a curated record. Lineage: Eukaryota; Metazoa; Chordata; Actinopteri; Perciformes; Serranidae. Gene Ontology annotation, cellular component: microvillus membrane; apical plasma membrane.
UCCUGGCAGCAGAGAGUCCACAGCUCUGGGAUUGGAGCGGACUGGCUCUGCCCCUGGUUCCUCAUGAUAAGGGAGGCAGGGCAGUGCUCCUGCUCUGUCUGCUACAUUGCUGCAAACAGCUACACACAACAUCAAGCCACUGACUGAGAGAGAGAAAGACUAAGCAACAGCCCUACAGCCUAGGAGACCGCAGAUCCCCCCAAAACCCCAAACAGAGGACACAGAGACGGCAGAGACAAACAAAGGCAUUCUUGGCUUUCAGUUUGAGAGAAAAAGAAAAGACUGAAUAAUACACUGGGCAAGAUCAUUUUCUUGAGAAAAAAACUGAAGGGGAAAGGCGUGACAGGACGGCGUCAGGCAGCUUCAUCAUCCUUCUCCAAUCUCUGAGGGGCGAACUGUUGCACGGUGCUGCAUGAAGGACAAAUCCAUCCCAGAGAAGAAGCCAGCAGAAACAGGAUGAGAACCAACAUGAGCAUUACGUGUCUGCUGCUUUCACUCAGCUUCCUGUUCCACAGCGUGUGUUCGGAGGAAAACACUCUGAGUUCCAGUUCAGCGACAAAGAACGAUGCUACUGUCACACCCGGGCUGUUAGCCGGGCCAUCUGAUGCAUCCAAGACUGAUCCAGUUCUUGACAAUACAGGUGUUACAGCUACAUCUGGAGCACAACCAAAUGAUGUUGUAAACAUACCUACGCAGGCACCAGCACCCACAAGGUCAACUACUGAGGUCACCUCGCCUCCUCUCACAGUGGCGGCUACAUCCAAGCGUCCUGACAAGCCAACCCCCACCCAACCACAGCAGCCCAGUACCACCAAAAAACCAUCAGCACCUCUCACUUAUGUCCCUCCUAUUUUUGCCUCUCCUGCUGCUGCUACCCAAAGCCAAACAAAGAUCCUGACCCCAGCGACAACACCAGAUAGCAGCAGCAGCUCAGCAGCGCACCCCGGUCCUGCCACACUUCAGACCCCUGCAGCCUCUGUUACCAGCAAAGCCUCUGGGACUGAAGCGUCUGUCAGUACGCCAGGAAAUCCUGACAAUAUGGCAACAACCAAGAUCGUGACAGAUGCCCCUACGCCUGGGCAAAAGUCCACGACUCACAGCACAAUCAUCGCCACGACGAGCGUGGACAGCAGAGGAGGUACAUCGCAAACAACAGUGACCGUUACAAGUCACCAGCACACAACAUCAAAGGCCCCAGAGCCAACUGGGAACAGAGGGACCAUCACCCCCCCUUCCACCCUGACCAUGGCAGGACCCACAGGAGAGACCUUUAGUACCAAAACUGGACGAGGCCCCAUGUCCUCGCAACCCACCACUACAACCACAACCACCACCACCACAACCACCGCAGCUCAGCCAAAGACGUUUCUGUAUUCUCUGAACACGGGACAUGAGAAAGAGGAGGAGAAAGAUCUGGUGGAGGUGUGCAGGCGGCUGAUGGUGAAUUUGCAAGAUGGAAACUGCACCCUCACAUGGAAGCACCACAAUGGCAAAAUACAGUUUGACUGUGUGGAGAUAAAUGGCAAAGUGAUAACCAGCCUGGCAACCCAGUACUAUGAAGAAAUCACCAAAAAACCAACAGAUAACAAAACGCUGAUAGUCAUCCUGGCCUCCUGCGGAGCUCUGCUCAUCAUGAUCGUCAUCCUGGCUGUGUGCGCCUCCCACCACCGCAGACCGUACAAUGAGAAUCAGCAGCACUUGACGGAGGAGCUGCACACAGUGGAGAACGGUUACCAUGACAACCCGACACUGGAGGUGAUGGAGGUGCAGCCGGAGAUGCAGGAGAAGAAGAUGGCGCUCAAUGGAGAGUUCAACGACAGCUGGAUCGUCCCCAUAGACAACCUGCUGAAGGAGGACAUACCUGACGAGGAGGACACUCACCUGUAGACACGACCAGAGACAGAGAAGAAGAAGAGGAGGUUCUCAACGACAGGAUCUGGAUACUUCCAGCUACACCAAAACAAACAAAAUAAUCCACACUUCCUGCUUCAUGACAGCCCUCACCUGCAAAUCCUGAUCCUGGAUUUUUUUGUCCAUCAAGACUUUUCUCACUUAGAUCCUGUAGAACAACCCCCACAGCCCCCACAAAAGCUGUCUGUCUGUCUUUCUGAGAUGUUUCUACUUUAGUUUGGUAUGAAAAAGAAAUGUCAAUUAAAAAAAAACAAUCACUUAGAGGAUGAAGCACCAGUGAAACAGAACACAGUGGCCUUGGGAGCUCCAACAUGUUGACUAAAUCAAUCACUUAUGUGCCUUAGAUGUUAUUUUGAUAUUUUCAAAAAGUGACUUCCUGCAAAGCACAAUACAGAUUUAGUUAUUGUGAAAAAUGCCUUUUCAUGAUGUUCACAAGCACCUGCAGAGAGAGCGUUCUGAUAUGAUUUUGUGCCAGCGAAGGAGGGUCAGGUAACUAUCAGAAAGGCAGCAGACUCUGCAGGUGUGAUCUUAGAUAGAGAUGACCUCAGGAUACUUUUAAGCAUCCUGGUGAUUUUCCACUAGUGUGUGUCAGCUGUGCAAGAGCAUGGCUGCACUGUUCAGAAGAAACCAGUGUCCACAAAGACACUGGCUGUGUAGAAUAACUCAACCGAAAGCUUUUAAUCCAAAAUGCCACACUGACUGGAGGCUGUGCAGAGUGCUAGAGGGGACAUAUUACACGUAUGUGUUGUGUUCUGUUGUGUUUUCUUUGCAUCUCUUGAUAUGUGACCAACUCACAGUUUUCAUCUGAUCAAGAGAAAGGGCUCCAGCCUGCUUCAGCUGUUUUUUUCAUCUCUGUCCCCUCUGGCUUUCCUCACAUGGCAGCCCGCUCUCAUUCUGAACUUAUUACAUACUACCGCUUUGACAGUGCUUUUGGUGUACAGCCCCAACGCCAAAGGGCAAGUUUCACAUGCCCACGUGCUUGUGCUGACAUCAUGGUAGCAGCAUCCCAGAAUGUAAACAGCAGACACAGAGGGAUACCUUAAAUGUCAUAUGUAGACGUGGAAGUUCAUUUUAAAGCGGCAACAUGUGACAAGUUGGGAUGACAACGUGUUGAACACAGAUAAUAUCACUCAGUGUUCUUAAAGUGAAAAUCAGCUGAUGAUGUUUUAAGAGAGCUUUACCUUCUUAUACCCAAAACUAAAGUCACAUUAUGACUUAACUGGGUGAAACAUAUCAUUCCAGUUUAUUAUAUCUGACAUCUUAUUUUUGUUUUUUCAGAUUCAGAUUCAGAUUCAUAAGCAAUAAAAAAAGCCUUGAUCACUUUGGGGUUUUGCUGCAAUAGUCUUACAUAGAUCUGACCGUGGUCUGGUCUGGUGGUCUUUCAUGGUUGAAUAUGAAUGUGAGCAUGAAUAAACGAGGAAAUGCCUCUCCGGGAGACACAAUCUGUAUGCUGUAUCCUGCCUGUGGUCACAUUCAGCUUGCUCUCUGUCAGGUUGCCUGGGCAAAAAUGUCUGAAAGCUAUCAACUUGAGGAUGCUAGGAAAUAAAGGGAAAUAUAUUGUCCUUUAUUAUGUACUUACCACAUCACACCACAGAGGGCGCUGUUCGAGAAAAUGUUACAUAGCGGAGAGCAGGGUCUGUUGGGACAGGGACUUUCUGGCAAGUUAGAAAGCUGUACCCAUGUCGUUCCCUGUCAGCAUCACUGUGGAGACCUUCACCUGUUCCUCACCUUUUUUUCACUGUUCUGACAUCUGCAAGGUCAAAGUAAAUCUUUUGAUCUAUUGUUAUUUUUCUUCUACCAUAACAUACAUUAAGGCCUGCAGUUCAGCCCCGGGUCAUAUUUUAACUGUGUAAGCUUCAGGUGUUUCAUUUCUUAAAGUCAGGUUAUUGUAAUUUACUAUUUUUUUCCAAAAUGAAACAAACCAAAGAGCUUACAUUAACUUAUCAUCCACAUGCAGUCUGUGGUGAUCACACUGGGCUGACAGCAGCCACUGAAAUGAAGACUGGACACAGACAUAUUUCCCAUCUCAGUCAUUUAUGAAAAUAUAAUAUUUUUAAAAAUGCCUUUUUAAAAGAGAUGCGUAGACAAAUGACACCGUGGAUAUGAGGCGUUCAAAUUUUAGACCUUUUAUUUUUCAAUUUUAACGAUUUUUUAAAUCAUUUUUUCCCCCAAACAAAACGUCCCAACGGAUUCUUCAGUUUCAGCCUUCCUGGGAUGUAGAGACCCACUGUCUGUUAUACACUCAAUCAUAAUGUUUAUUUACAGCAACAUGCGGGUAGAAAACCGUCACGUACAUAUAAUCAAACGGCGCUGAUCUAACUCUGCCUUCAUUGAUUAGUUUUAAGCCACCAAAAAAAUAUAUAUAUAUAUCAGUUUGAGUGUACGCUCUAUUUAGAGUAGCACUUUACCUUGCUGUCAGACUGUCGGAGAUUUGGAGCCGUUCUCACAUAAACAACAGGCUCAGUCAUUUCACUCCACUGAACGGCGGAGCUGCUGCUCUGCCACUGCCUCUAUCAACAGUUGUGGAAGGCAACGAGGAGACAAUAUUCAAAUAUUCUGAACACUUAAACUGGUAUUUAUUUAUUUCAGGUGGCUAUAAUAUGUUUUGCUGCGGCCCUGUCCACAACAAGAAAUCGCUUAGCUUUCAAGCAGGUUGAUUUAGUUUAUCGAUGUUUGUAAAGCAACACAGUUCAGUACUAACGGGUACUGACGGUACUGAACUGUACCCGUUCAGGGAUCCAACUAUUUCUAUUGCUGUUACAGUAGUCUGUGAGUAAUGGACGGUUAUUUUAUGUCACUACCAAAGUGUCUCCACCGACCCUGCUCUCCCUUAUUCCAUCUGUCUCGAAGUCAAAGAAAAAGAUCUCCAGUUGGAGACUGAGUAAAAAGGCCUCCAGUAUUUAACCUGUGGCCAUUUACCACAGACAGUUUGGUGAUGAUGUUUCUGUGCGCAUUUGUUUUUCUCUUCCAGAUAAAUUGAAAUAUCAGGUCAGCUAAUGCUUAAUGCCCUGCUGGACAAUGUAACUAUUUUUACAUCGCAGAGAUAGUAGAACGACCAGGUUAUAAUUAUGCAGAAUUAACCUUAAACUACAUCAAAAUUACAGUAUUUUCUGAGGCCAAUAACAAUACCAAUAAACGUUUCUCUCAGUCUGUCUCAGUCGAGCUGCACGGCAGGCUGAGAUUUUUUAGGAGCAUAGAAGAAAAAUAGAGUUUGUUGACGAUUUUGUUUUUAAAACCAUGUAUAAGGCAAACACUGUAAAUAGUUGUUAUUUUGUCACCAUUGCUGCUGUGGAGGGGUGGAGUUAUGAGAUUUUAGGACAUCUUGAGCAAUAUUAAACCUCUGACAGCAAAGCCUGGGCACCUUUUUGUAUGAAUUUUUUUUUGUUUGUUUUGGAUUCUGUUCAAUUUAACAAUUUUCUUCCUUUUAAACCCCUCAAGAAGUUAAUAUAUAUGUACUUAUAUACAAGUAAAUUGUCACCUUGGGCACUCCAAUCCACCUUCCGUUUGCUUUGUAUUAUUUGUGUGUGUGUCUACAGUUUCACUCACCUUAUUAUAGCUGUGAUAUUUUCACCAAAGUAUGUUAGCAGUAUUUGAUGUAUUUAUGGUUUGUUUGCUGCUGAAGGCAAACAGCAGGGGUCUGAUACACUGGAAGCUGUAAAUUCGUUGUUCUACCUGUUGAGAUUUGCAAAUAAAGGCAGUGUUUUUCCA